Molecule: messenger RNA, 3186 nt
Organism: Poecilia latipinna (sailfin molly)
Lineage: Eukaryota; Metazoa; Chordata; Actinopteri; Cyprinodontiformes; Poeciliidae
Product: desumoylating isopeptidase 2
Exons: 5
Coding region: 203-796 (197 amino acids)
Biological process (GO): protein deubiquitination
Molecular function (GO): deubiquitinase activity
Source: RefSeq, a predicted model, not a curated record
UGUGUGUUUUUCCCCCCUGACGUCCGGAGAUGAUUGCGGUGUCCGGGCAGUAGCUGUUCCUCAGCGGGGGGGAAAUGAGCUGAAGCCUGUCCGCAGCAAUCCACCGUGAGCCCCGGUGACUUUACAGGAGCGUGGGGGGUGCUGACCGUCUGAUACAGCGUGGGGUUAAGGAUCGUUUGUCCUUCCAGCUCAGGUUUGAACCAUGGCCAAUGAACCUGUGAUCCUUAACGUGUAUGACAUGUACUGGAUAAACGAAUACACCUCCAAUCUGGGCAUUGGAGUCUUCCACUCAGGCAUCGAGAUUUAUGGCAGAGAGUUCGCGUACGGCGGUCACCCCUACCCUUUCAGCGGCAUCUUUGAAAUCAACCCCGGUAACGCUGCGGAGCUGGGAGAGACCUUCAAAUUCAAGGAGGCCAUUGUUUUGGGCACCACGGACUUCACAGAGGAGGACAUAGAUAAAAUAAUGGAGGAGCUCGGUAAAGAGUUCAAAGGGAACGCCUACCACCUAAUGCACAAAAACUGCAACCACUUCUCCUCCUCGCUGUCUGAGUUGCUCUGUGGAAGAGAAAUCCCCCGCUGGGUCAACAGACUGGCUUAUUUCAGCUCCUGCAUCCCCUUUCUGCAGAGCUGCCUACCCAAAGAGUGGCUGACCCCGGCCGCUCUGCAGAGCCACAUCAGCCUUGGCCUCCACAAGGAGGAGCAGAAUGACUCGAGCGACGAGGAUCCCACGUCGCCGUCCGGCGCGGCUGCUGCCGGCUCGGGCUCCUCCCACAGCUGUCGCCACACCCGGGUGUGACCCGACCUCUGGACCCACGCCGCUGUCGCCGGCGGCUUCAGUAGGCUUUGAACAACCAACUGACCUCAUUCUGUUUGGCCUCUGAAUGAAAAGAGACUGGAAACAUGAGCUUGCUCUUUGGUGUUUGACGGACUCCUCAAAACCUGGAGACUCCUUGACGGAAAGCCUGGAAGAAAACUCUGAGACCUCGAAGGGUCGGCUCUGACUCCAACCGUACACACUCGUAGAUCCGACGUUUGUAGUAUAACAUUCUUAGUCUUUUCCACAAAAAUUCAAAAAAACCUUUGUCAGCCUUGUUCCCUGCCCUGCCUUCGAAGCUGCUUUUGUAGAAAAAAUGAAAACUUUCUAGACAGUAACAUUACCAGAAAACUGCUAAUCUCCGGAAGUUCGGCAAGUCCUCGUUUAAUAACCUCUUUGUGGCCUUCGGAUGAUAUCGCUGAAUCCAGUUUCUUAAGGUGUAUCUAUUCUGCGGCCAUUUCAGAGGAUGAGUUUCGGGUGGGAGGUUGGGGUUGAUAUUUCCUUAAAGAGAGAAAAUGUUGCAUGUUGAGACAAUGUCAUAAAUUAGACAACUAACCGGAGAUGCGAUGGGGCGACGCAGUACUUGACCUCUUACAGAUUUCUUUUGUUUUAAAUUUUUAUAUCAGAGAAAGAUAACCCAAGUAGAUAAAAAAGUAAUUUUAUAGAUAAUUCCCUUUCUGAAAUGACAAAAGUUAUCCAAACCAACCUGACAGUAGAAGAAAAUAGAAAUGUCCUCUUUAGUUUCACUAGUUACAUUGUCAGUAUUGCCAGACAUGCAUAAAAUCCCUUCAACAGAACCUGUCUGACAUUUUAAAGUAGGCUAAAAGAUCACAGAAACCAACUGAGUAUUCCCAAAUUUAAAGAAAUUCAAGAAAUUUGCACUUCAGAAAACUAGGAACGAUAGAAAAUCUUCCCAAAAUCGUCCAUCUGACCCAAAAUUACUCCAAGAAUGCAUCAACUCAUGCAAGAAGUAAAAAAAUAAAAUAACUCCAAAACUUCAAUUUUGGCAUUGCAAACCUUUUUAUGAAAUCACGUGAAUUAACAACAAGAAAGACCUCUGUGCAAAGAUGGAAAAGAAAAAAAACCCAAGCCCCCUGUUAACGAUUGACGAGACAAAAUUAGGACUUGGCCAAGAGUUUGUGGCCUCAAGCAAGCAGUCCUGGGUUUUUCAGCUGGACUGAACUGUUGGAUCCAAACUGUCCAACUGCAGAUCAUCCAAAUUUGGGUUUGAGACUUUACAGUUUAGUGAGGUUAAGAGCUAGAAACAUCACGUUCAUGUUCUCUUUAGGACAAACAUAGAUUGCUUGCGUAUCCAAGGAAACACCAGCAAGUCCUCUAUCCGAAUGGCUAAAAUCAUAAAAAGUAAAGAUUUUUAAGUUGGGUAGGCAACUUAAAAAUCUUUACUUUUAAAGUAAAGAUUAAAAAGUAAUCUUUUUAAUCUUGGGUAGGCAAGUUAUAGGUACUUUGGGAUACCUAGAAAAUCUUCUAGUGGUGCUGACUGACUUGAAACAAUCCUGCAAAGAAUACAGGGUCAAAGCUAAUCUGCAAAGACGUAAAGGUCUCUUAGCGGUAGCUACAAAUGCUUGCCACCAAAGGUGUGGAGGGCAAUUGCAUUUUCUCAAAAGACCCGAUUGGUCUAAAAAGCCUUUUUGAACGUUAGCAUUGGAUGGGUAAUGAAAAUUGCAAAGAAAACAGAAGAAAUCUGUGAGCUGGCAAAUACUUUUUACCCGUCGAGUCGUCAUGUAAACCUUCUCGUGAUCUUUUUUUAGAAGAAAAUCUCUUUACUGGGAUUUACAGUGUGAAUAAGCCAUUAGCCGAGCAACCAGUUUCUUAACGGUUGCUAACAAUCAAGAGUGAAUACUUUUAGUUGAAACAGCUGCUGUUCGGUGAGCCUCAGGCAGCUCGGUCACUGUCUCUGACCGUCUCAGAGAAAAGUUUCUAGUGCUGUUCUCUCAGUUACCAACUCUGUGACCUAGCACAUUUUUUCUGUCUACUCUUUUAUAUCCAAGUGAUCUUUGUACUGUUAACAUUAUUUCCAGCCAGACUCAUCAUUAGAACCACAGAGACAGAGGUGCCGCGAUAAACAGGAGCAGAAAUCUGUCUUUUCCCUUCCAUCAGGAGUCCAACAUGUUGUGUGUGCAGUUACUGAGUUCGGCUUAGCAUUAAGAUUGGCCCCUUCGCAGGUCACAGUUCAGCCCCCCGCUGUAUCGACUUCUUAAACUGUUUAUUGUGCCGGCAACAAAACACGAAAACAACAAAUCCAGAUUGGUUUUGAGAGAUUACAUGCUGAACUGUUUCUCGCUUUAACACCAGCUGCACGGGAAGAGACGUUCCUGGAAUGUCUCUGGGUAUAAACGCAUGAUAAUCGUCUA